Colletotrichum chrysophilum is the source of this 324-nucleotide messenger RNA. RefSeq lists its product as uncharacterized. The coding region runs from base 1 to 324 and encodes 107 amino acids. NCBI's taxonomy places the organism in Eukaryota, Fungi, Ascomycota, Sordariomycetes, Glomerellales, Glomerellaceae. The record is from RefSeq and is a predicted model, not a curated record. The transcript has a single exon.
AUGGCCACUGCCAUUGAGUCCGCCCCCUACACUGGUCCCUCCCCGCGCCACAUGAUCGACACCCACACUCUCGCCCAGGAGAUCAUCAACCGCGACAACGACCCUUGCCCGAUUCUCGACGAAGACGAGCUGGCUCUCCUCUCCCAGUUCGUCGCCGACCCCUCCAAAGCUGGCGCCCUCCUCGAGGCCCGCGGCGAGGAUCCCACCAGUUCUGGUAGCUUGGUGGCCUACGUUAUCUCCCUUCACGGCACUGAGAAAGUCGCGCUCACCAACGAGGAAAUCACGCUUCUGAAGGAAUGGUUCGGGAACGGCCGGAAGGCUUGA